UGACGUCAGUCACAGGCAGCGACCUGUCCCCGGGCCACCCGCGGCUUCCGUUCUUCCUGUCUCUGCGUUCCACUGCAUAAUGUCUUCAACAAAAUGACCGCCCGUGUAACCCUGUCCUCCGGGUGAUAGAGGGAAGAAAGCACAGACAGAGGAGGCUGGUGGUGGGGAAAGUGACAGCAUCAGUUAUGUAUUGUGAAUCCAUACAGACCAGGAGAAGAGGGGACUUUUGAGGAUUUAAUGGCGUCCUUGACUUCCCUUGAGAAAGCCAAGUUGAGUAAGACCAUUUGAAGAAGACCCAGGAAGCUUUCAGGGACAAACCCAAUUGAAAAGCAAAAGAAAGCCCUUUCUUCGCAUGUGUAGAUUAUGGACAGAAGCCGAAGAUUUAUCACAGUUGGAUCGAACAACUUGUUAAAGGAGAAUGCUAGUAUUCUUCCUAGGCUUAUGUGGGAUGCGGUUACCAUCCCAACGGUCGUGAUACCGGCGCCGGAAUAACGACCCCAGAAUCCCGAAAGUGGACAGAACACCAACGCGGGAAUCCCGACUGUCUUGAUCCUGAUCAUCAACACAGCGGCCUGUAUUUAUUUUACUGUAUCAAUGAGGAUGGAUAACAGCCGGGGGACUGAGAAGAUAUUACAUCUCACCCUAGACAUAAUCUACCUGCUGACUGGGGAGGAUUAUAUGGUAGUGAGGAAGACAUCUGGUGAGUGUAUGUCCCCAAGCAUUCCCUGUAUGUCAGGAGGACUGAGCAGGGCCCAGAGCCCCAUCACGGUGCCUCCACCUCAAUCACUGAUACAUGAGAGACACAAUGAGCAGAAGAUUCUGGAACUCACCAACAAGAUCAUUCAGCUGCUGAUUGGAGAGGUUCCUAUAAGGUGUGAGGAUGUCACUGUCUAUUUCUCCAUGGAGGAGUGGGAGUAUAUAGAGGAACACAGGGGUCUGUACAAGGACGUGAUGAUGGAGAAUCACCAGCCCCUUACAUCACUGGAUGGGACCAGUAACAGAGAUACCCCAGAGAGAUGUCCCCGUCCUCUUUAUCCCCAGGUCCAUACAGAGGAGAAUCACAGUGUCCCACAGGAGGAUCAGGAAGAAGACCUAAUAGUUAUCAAAGUUGAAGAUAUUAAAAUCAAAGAUGAGAUAUAUGUGAUGGGUGAACGGCAGCGCAAGGAGGAGGAAAUCCCUACAGGUAUAGGCACAGCAGAUGGGUGCAACCUCAGGAAUACCUCGGAGGAACAUCUCCUUUCAUCUCCAGACUGUGAAAUAGAGGAUAACGUCAUCACACAAGAAUCUACAGGAGGAAACCUCAUUACCCCAAAUAUACAUCCAGUGCUGCAUAGUGUACAUCUAUCAUCUGAUCCCUCUAAUCAUAAAGAGUGUCCCCCUGAUACCUCAGAUAUUUUCACACAUAUUACAGCUCACGAAGGUGAUCAUCUAUUUCUGUGUUUUGAAUGUGGUUUAUAUUUUGCCGGAAAUGACCGCCUUCUUGAGCAUCAGAGAACUCACACAGGAGAGAGGCCAUUUCUGUGUAUAAAGUGUGGGAAAUGUUUUACACAGAAAGAAAGCUUUGUCAGUCACCAGAGAACUCACAUGGGUGAAAAGCCAUUUCCAUGUUCCAUGUUCCUGCUUUACACAGAAUUCACAUCUUGUUAAACACCACAGAUGUCACACAGGUGAGAAGGCGUUUCCAUGUUCUGAGUGCGGGAAAUGUUUUACGCAGAAAUAACAUCUUGUU
Molecule: messenger RNA, 1729 nt
Organism: Pseudophryne corroboree (corroboree frog)
Lineage: Eukaryota; Metazoa; Chordata; Amphibia; Anura; Myobatrachidae
Product: oocyte zinc finger protein XlCOF8.4-like
Exons: 9
Coding region: 595-1647 (350 amino acids)
Biological process (GO): regulation of DNA-templated transcription
Source: RefSeq, a predicted model, not a curated record